Molecule: messenger RNA, 1440 nt
Organism: Tetrahymena thermophila SB210
Lineage: Eukaryota; Ciliophora; Oligohymenophorea; Hymenostomatida; Tetrahymenidae
Product: cell differentiation protein rcd1, putative
Exons: 8
Biological process (GO): mRNA catabolic process; negative regulation of translation
Cellular component (GO): CCR4-NOT complex; CCR4-NOT core complex; P-body
Source: RefSeq, a predicted model, not a curated record
AUGUACCAAUAGCCACCGCACUUUUCCUAAAAUCCAAAUCCCCAAGUGAUUCCUCCUCAUUCAAUCUCUCCACAAAUUAUCUACAGCCAUCCCCAUUAGUAAAUAAUCUACCCUCAAGAAAUUUAUGGAAUGUAUCCUCAUUUGGAUUACUCUUAAAUGUUAGCGGCUUCAUAAUCUCCUCAACCUUAAGUGCCACAAGCUGCUUAAUAUUAAAUGUCAAAUGUUUAGCAACCUUAUCCAAGUGGACUCCUUCAUAUGCCUCAGCCUGUAGCUUAAAUUCCUCCCUUGCAUCAACCUAUCCCUUUCAGCAGUCCUUCUCCUUAAAAUGUAUUUGUGACAUCUACUCCUCCUCCAAUGUAACACAUGUAGCCUUACAUAAUUCACGCUCAGAUGAAUUAUCAACAAAUCCCACCCCAACAGAACUCUUCAAUUCACUAAACUCCUCAGAUAGAUGACUAGCAGAAUCAAAAGGAAUUAGACUAAAUUGUGUAGCACAUUUUAAAUUUAAAAGAUCCUGAAAGAAAGGAAGAAGCUUUGUAGGAACUUAGUAGAAAGAGAGAAUCUUUCAAUAACUUAGCUCCCCUUUUAUGGCACUCGAACGGAACAAUUGCUUUACUAAUAGACGAUAUAGUUUCUGUCUAUUCUUAGUUAGCUCCUAAUGUCCUCACUUAAGCUGUUUCUACCCAGGUUUGUUCUGUCCUUGGUCUUCUUUAAUGCUUAGCUUUACAUCCAGAAACGAAGCCCCACUUCAUUAAAGCUCACAUUCCUUUAUUCUUAUACCCUUUCCUCAACACUUCUGCAAAGCUAAAACCUUUUGAGAAUUUGAGGGUAACUUCGUUGGGUGUUAUUGGAGCACUUGUGAAGGGUGAUGACACUGAGGCAAUAACAUUUUUAAUGCAAACUGAAAUAAUUCCUUUGUGCUUGCGUAUUAUGAAAAGAGGAUAAGAAUUAUCAAGAACAGUUGCUACAUUUAUUGUUUAGAAGAUUUUAAUUGAUGACAAUGGUUUGAAUUAUAUUUGUCAAACAGCAGAACGCUUCUUUGCUGUCUCCACAGUCCUUUAAAGCAUGAUUGAAGAUUUAGAAUAAAAUCAAAAAGAUGACUAAAGACUCUUGAGACAUAUUAUAAAAUGCUAUUAAAGACUUUCUGAAAACAACAGAGCAAACGAAGCACUGAAAAAGAUAAUUCCUCAAGGUUUCAAAGACCCUAAUUGGAGUCUAAUUAAGGACGAUUCUGUUAGAAAAUUGCAUCAUUAACUAAUGCAAAACUUAGGCCUACACUCAGAAGACACAGCUUCAUCUACUCCUUAAAGAGUUCCAAGUGCCUAGUCAACUCAACCUCCUCCCUAAAUGAUGAACGCAGCAAUGGGAGUACCUAUGUAUACUCCUCAAUAAUAACAACAAGCUCAACCUCGCUACGCUAGUUUCUUGAACUAAUAUUGA